Messenger RNA from Diabrotica balteata, 3100 nucleotides. NCBI's taxonomy places the organism in Eukaryota, Metazoa, Arthropoda, Insecta, Coleoptera, Chrysomelidae. The record is from the annotation of a GenBank genome assembly.
GUUUCAGGAAAGGUGGUAUGUUGUAGUGUAAUCUCGCGGGUGAUAAACGAACUUUUGUGUGAAGUUGUGAAGUUUUUGUUUAGCUUAUGGAACACAUUGUGACAUUAUGUUGACUUCUUCUAAUCAGUAUUUGAGACCGGAAUAUCUUACUCCCCUACCUACUACAUUGGAUGCAAAGAAGAGUCCUCUCGCAUUGUUGGCCCAAACAUGUAGUCAGAUAGGAGCAGAUACCCCGAAUGCAAAGCUUCUUCAAAGUUCAGAAAAAUCAAACAAGUCUGCUAAGACAGAUUGCCAAAAAGAAAAAAAGGAUUUGUCCCAUAACAAUUCCAAACUGGACAUUAUUAGCCCUAGAGAAAAGUCCAGAUCCCCCGAAGAGAGAUCCAACUCUGGUUCGAGCGGCAAUAGGGUACGAACGCCGAUAGCUUCGAAGCCCGUUACGAACGGAAGAUGUUCCAGCAAUAUUAGUCUUUCUCCUAGAGCUUCCCCGGCUGAAAGGAAGAGUCCUGCAACUGAAAGCAAUGCAGAAGGAACAGCUACUCCCGAGAAAUCCAGCGAAAGGACAACUCCGCAUACGCCUUCGUCGUCGGCUUCAAAGACAGCCUUUACGCCGAAUAUACUGACGUCGUCUUCUGAUCCGGCUAUAAAGGAUUUGCCGUUAGGAACUUUCAAACCAGGAGUUCCUCCUACGACUUCCCCUUUUCUGGGAGCAUAUCCAUCGCCUUCUUUCCCUUUAUCUAUGGACUUAAUGGCCAGUACUUUAAUGAACCAGCAUGCUUUAAAAAGUAGUGGACUAGUUCCGUAUCUCGGUUAUGGCAGAAUGAAAACGCAAGACUCACUAUCUUCGGUGUGUAGAGAUCCGUACUGUACGGGAUGUAGUGUUAGUUCUCACUUAUUAGGUGCCUCGAGUGUUGUAAAGUCUUGUCCGGCCGGCUGCACACAGUGUGAUCACGUAAAACCACCCACGACUGUCGGAUACAUGAGCCAUAGUCCAGCAGCUACCGCAUACGCCCACGCGCAGCUAGCCGCUUUGGCCGCAGCUUCCCAUUUACCCUACGUGUGCAAUUGGAUAUCCGGAGAUGCAGCCUACUGCGGUAAAAGGUUUUCUAGCUCAGAAGAACUGUUAUCUCACUUAAGGACUCACACUAGUGGAGCGAUAUCGGAUACCGGUUCCGCUUUAUCGAUGUUAGGUUCGCCAGGACUACCUCCCACUCAUCCCUUGCUUCAUAGAACAUAUCCAACGCCUCCGCUCAGCCCUUUGGCGACGGCGAGAUACCACCCGUACAGCAAACCGUCCUUGUUGCCCCCCUCGCUUACUUCAUCCUCGCUGGCGGGGUUUCCCUUGGGACAUCCAGGAAUCUCUCCAUAUCUUUCCCCAUACUCGCUUUACGGGCCUAGGCUAGGUGCUGCCCCAGGUAUGCAUCAGUAGAUGUUCUCCAGAAGCCAAAUACUAAGAUGCUGUGUUAUAGACUUUUCCUAGUCUUAAAGAUUACCUUAAAUAUUCCUGGCAGUGGGAAGUGAAUGGUUUUUGUUUUAGUAAAGAUACUCUAUAUUUUUUGAAAGUUGGUAAGUACAUACCUAAGGUUUACAAAUUUGCGACUAAGGAGACAGUAUCACGAUAAGAUCUUAUGUAGAAUAUUCAUUAUUCACAUUACAUGAUUUGUGUCAGUAGCACUAACCUUUUGCAACUUGUAUGCACAAUUUUCUUGGUAUUAAACAAGUUUUAUUCUUCUUUGUUAGAUUUUAGGUCCGCUUUAUUGGAAUAAUCUCAAUUAGUAAUGCAUAUAAUUUCUCAAGAUCACAGGAAUUAUUUACCAUACCCAGAUUCUAAUAUCUGUUCUAUUAAGUACUUCUUACCAAACGUUUUGUAGAGAUCUACUUUUAUAUAAACAUUUUUAUGUCAACACUUUUUAUGUCUAGAUGUUUACUUUCAUUCUUCAGUAUAUAUAGUUUCUUUUGUUGGAAAAGUUGAAGAAGACAUCGCUAUACAUGUCCUCUGUGAAUGGGAAACGCUUAGUGACAUAGUUACGCUUUUCUACUAAGACAAUCCUUCACUUCCGUAUUGCUAAGACUAAAAAAAUUAAUGAAUCACUUUGUUAAACCCGGUGUAUUAUUGUGUGGACGUAACAGUGUGAUAUUAUUUUUAAUACUGUACAUUUUUGAAUGACAUCUUAACUUUCAAUGUACAUAGUUGUUAACAUUGCCUGCAGCGUUGCUGUGAGCUACUUCCAAAUGGAACACAUUUCCAAUUCGAAUAUUAAACCAGGAAAUACUAUUAAACUAUGUAUGUAUUAUACUUACUGCUAAGGCUUAAAACAAUAUAUAAAUUAACUAUUGAGAAAACCUUUAGAAAAUCACCAUAAAGAAAAUACUUAUAAAUCAAAAUAUGCAAAAGAAUUGAUUCUUCUUUCUAUUAUCAGUUGAUGUAUUAUUUUAUGGAAUUGUGUAAUCUUUCUGGAUACUCUUUCUAUUCUAGAAAGCUUCUAAUUACAAGAAAUUCUAAAGCAAUCUGUAUUGACUUUAUUGGUAAAAUAACUGAAUACUUGGUUUUCUGGAUAAGUUUAACUUUCUAGGAUCCUACUCAAUUCUUCCUGGUAUUCUCAGAAUAUAUUUCAUUUUAGUUAUAUUCAUUUUGGAAUAAUGUUUUGGACGAGUGUUUCUGAAUUUGCAAUGGUUGUAGCCAACUUUCAUUUGUAGAGUCGUCAUUAUAAGAAGACAAAGUACUGCGAAUUUGCCUACCCUAUCAAUAAAUACGACAUUUAUUAUCCUUCUAUCGGACUCAGAUAAUUUAACUUGUUGGUUUUCAGCAAUUAUUUACACUUUAUCUGACAGUAAACAUACUCCAUCUGAAUUAAUCAAUGCUGUGAAGAAUGAACAAGUAUUAAGAGUGUGAAUCAAUAGUAUUUGUAGAUAAAGGGUCCUCUUAAACUUUUGAAACUACAACCAGAAAGAUCUGUUGUUUAUAAGCAUAUAUAUCUGUGCGGCUUUCGGAUAAGCUUUAGCACCUGUCGCCUCAGCUGAUUAGAUUAUUCUUCAAAUAAUUUCAAACUGUGUUAGUACCUAAAUUUUCUGAAACAUAGACAUUACAGAAAUACUUUGGUUG